AUGUACACCAAAUAUGAAUACAAACUUAAUAGUGUGGCCUGUCUGAAUGAUGAUAAUGUCUGGACAUGUGGAGAUGAGAACAUAAUGAAACUCUUCAGUGUCAUUUGGGGAACAUCUGGUACUCCUCUCUAUUCAUCUGGUAAAUCUAAUAAAUAUAUCAUUGAGAACAAGAACCUGGAUAUCUGUGUGGCUGAUGAAGGAGCUGAGAAAAUAGUGGUGGUCAAUCAGGCUGGGAAACUGAGAUUUAGAUAUGCUGGCGAUAUCUCUGUUCCAAUGAACAAACACUUCUAUCCAAAAGGUAUCACCACAGACAGUCAGAGUCACAUCCUUAUCAAUAAUCAUUUCCAAGACUGUGUUCACAUCCUGGACCAGGAUGGACAGUUCCUCCGUUUCAUAUAUGGACUUAAAAGUCCCUGGGGAUUAUGUGUAGACACAAAUGACAAUCUGUUUGUGGCUCUUAGUGAUAAUAAACUAAUUAAAAAAAUCACGUAUAUGCAGGAAAGUUGA
Molecule: messenger RNA, 507 nt
Organism: Saccostrea cuccullata (small rock oyster)
Lineage: Eukaryota; Metazoa; Mollusca; Bivalvia; Ostreida; Ostreidae
Exons: 2
Coding region: 1-507 (168 amino acids)
Biological process (GO): protein polyubiquitination; proteasome-mediated ubiquitin-dependent protein catabolic process; negative regulation of translation
Molecular function (GO): ubiquitin protein ligase activity; translation repressor activity
Source: RefSeq, a predicted model, not a curated record